AUGGCGAGUCCGUCAUCGGGAAGAUCAGCAGAAAAUGGGGGCCACAGGAAGAGGCGGGGCCCCGGAGCCUUCGCCAUAGCGUACCUGGUCAUCUAUAACGUCAUCAUGACGGCCGGGUGGUUGGUGAUCGCCGUCGGGUUGGUGCGCACUUACCUCAGCAAAGGAAGCUACCACAACCUGUACUACUCCAUAGAGCGGCCGCUGAAGUUCUUCCAGACCGGCGCCCUGCUGGAGAUUGCGCACUGUGCCGUAGGAAUUGUGCCUUCCUCCGUGGUCCUCACCGCGUUCCAGGUCAUGUCCCGAGUCUUCCUGACGUGGGCCGUCACACACAGCGUCCGGGAGGUUCAGAAUGAGGACUCGGUGCUGCUGUUCGUUACGGCGUGGACAGUCACAGAAAUCAUCCGAUACUCGUUUUAUACAUUCAGCCUCCUCAACCAUCUCCCCUACAUCAUCAAAUGGGCCAGGUACACGCUGUUCAUCAUUCUCUACCCCAUGGGCGUGGCCGGGGAGCUGCUGACCAUCUACGCUGCACUGCCAUUCGUCAAGCACACCGGACUGUACUCCAUCAGACUGCCCAACAAUUCCAACUUCUCCUUCGACUACUACACCUUCCUCAUCCUCGUCAUGAUCUCCUACAUCCCCAUCUUCCCGCAGCUCUACUUCCACAUGCUCCACCAGCGGAGGAAAGUUCUGUCGGCCGAUCGGAAGAAGACCGAAUAA
This is a messenger RNA of Staurois parvus, 720 nucleotides long. The record is from the annotation of a GenBank genome assembly. NCBI's taxonomy places the organism in Eukaryota, Metazoa, Chordata, Amphibia, Anura, Ranidae.